CGGUAUUACAGGAAUUUUUGUUCGGAACUUGACUGCAUACAAAUGGAAAUGGACAAAAGAAAUUUUAGUUAUUGUGAAAAGUAGUUUGUUGCUUUAAUGUUUGGCAUCUGCUUAAAUUACGGACAUAAAUGGAAAUGUGCGGUGUUAGAUACCAGUUGAUUGUCACUCUUCUUAUUGGAUAUCUAUACAGGACUUAUGCUGUUUAUAAAGGUUCCAUCCAUACCAAAUGCUCCCACGUCAAUAUGCCACUGGUUUUGACCUGUGGUCAAUCUGAAGUGAUCUACAUACAUCAGACGAUCUUGACCGACUGGCCAGGGUCUAUUUCGGCGUCCACAUGCGAACUCCCCCUCUGUAAUCAAUACUGCCGUGCUUCCACACAACAACAUGAUAUUUACUUCAACGGCAGGCAGACGGCACAAUACACGUUUUGGCGGGACAAUUUGAUCGGCCAUGACUUCCUGUCUGGAAAUUGUAAUACGUCAUCUUCUUCAAACUUGGUCCACGUUCGCUACGAAUGUUUGACAGUUAACAGACUGACCAACGUGUGCAGCAAAACCGAGAUUUCGGGCGUGACAUCCGGGUUCCUAACGAGUCCGGGAUUCCCAGGCUCACCAUCGUCACAACAAAAUGGCUGUCAGUGUGAGUUGAUAGCUUCGGAUAAUGGUAUAGUGACUAUGACUGCUGUUCUUAUCAAUCCUGUCCUCACAGACCAGCAACCAAGAUGGACAUUUGAGGUCAUAGAUGAAAAGGGAAAAGUGCAAGUCUUAGACACUCAGGCAUGGUUUACUACGACUGUCGACCUUCACUCCUCCUCUACCAUACACGUGAAAUUCUCGAGUUCCGGUGACACAUCGGAUGCGCGCGUUCACUUCACUUCUUACCCAAGAGGAUUCUGGGUUAAGUACACAGGUAUAUGUAAAGCUUUCCCACUGUUUUCGACAAUAAAGGUUCAUUGCUCCGCGCCUUCUGAUAACAAUGGAGUGUCGGCCGUUACCGUAGCCGUAUCUUGUGCCUUGGCGGUAGCAUUUAUAUUAUUUACACUGACUGUAGUGUAUUUUGGUCGUAAGUGGUGGCGAAAUAAACACCCGAAAUUACGGAUAAGACGACACAGCAAAACGACACCUGACGGAGGGCGCGAUAACUACGGAAUGGAGUUUGAUUACACUUCAGACAGAUGGACAGAGUCAGACGUACCGGAUAUAGGUCCCGGUAGGUGUAUGUCACUUCCGGAAAUUUACCUCGCUCAGCAGAUCGGGAAAAUGAGACUAGAAGGGCAGUCGUCUACCCCUCGUAAAGGUCGUGUGGAGGGUCGACGGAAAUUUUCAACAGUCAGCCUUCCUUCCUCAUCAUCAUGUCAAUUGUCUAUGAUUACGAACGACAUUGUGCGAGAGGUCGACGAGUUUGACGACGAGACCGGAAGUUACGAGUCUUUCGCUAUGGAAAUAUUUCAUCUCGAAGGAAUCACCAGCGACGAAAUUUAUGUGUAAAUUCUUCGUUGAGAUGUAAUUGGGCUUGUUUUAUCCCUAGCUGCGUUUAACUUAUGUGUGUGGAAUCUUUAUGCACCAAAAGAAGCAACAAUGCGGGCUGGGAUUCUACAGAUUUUCGGGAAUUACCCGAACGACAUCGUUUAACAUGGAGAUACCAUCAACAUAUUUAUGAAUGGAGGAGAUGAGGCGGUGGCAACGGUGCUAAAUGAUUAAUUAAUCAAAUCACGACAUAAGUUCUGUUUAUCGUUAAACAUUAAAAAACAGAAAUAUGUAUUUAUUUUUGUAGUAUUUUGACAUGACUUGAAACUUUUUGUAAACACGUGAAUGUUGGAAUUUGUUAAGUGGUGUGCUCUUUGUGUGUCCGUAUUUCUAACAGUGUAACGUGAUAACAGAAGCACGUGAAUCAUAUGAGCUAAACCAGACCAAACUAAUAAACUCAAGACAGACGUCGUGGAACAGCAGGGGUAAAUUAGAACAUUUUAGGCAGGUAACGUCAGCAGAUUCCGAAAUAAUGAUCUCAGAGUUAUAGACCGAUCGGUAACCAUAGCGAUUUGGUUUUUUAACAAACAUAUGAGUACCGAAGAUAA
Messenger RNA from Mizuhopecten yessoensis (Yesso scallop), 2074 nucleotides. RefSeq lists its product as uncharacterized. The transcript has 7 exons. Lineage: Eukaryota; Metazoa; Mollusca; Bivalvia; Pectinida; Pectinidae. The coding region runs from base 129 to 1487 and encodes 452 amino acids. The record is from RefSeq and is a predicted model, not a curated record.